UAACAUUUUGAAACAUUUAGGAUUCAGAAGUCCACGCUGGAUACCAUAGCUGGGUAUCAGGCUCUUUGGGGAAAGAUAUGGCCCCUCCGCUCAAGGACAUGAUACCUCAGAGACCUCAUACAGGCAUACCUGCUUUUGAAGGAGAUUAAUUAUGACGGAGGAUUAAACAAAUUCUGAGUGGACUCUGAUGAAGACCCGUGUAUAGCGUGGUCUAAGGAGAUUCUCAUCAUGGACUAACUUAGAAGACUUUCACAGUAUAGUUCCAAAUUUAAAAGARACUCAACAUGGGUACUUACAAGUUGAUAAGUUGCUUACUUAUAAUAGUGAUACUUGUUGAGGGGAAAAAAGGUACCUCAAACGAGAAAAAUAGGACUGAGGAAAAUCAGAAAAGGCAGUAUAUAGCUUAUAAUUAUCCAAAUUAUGCUGCCAAUCAACAAGUUCCUUGCUGUCCGCAAGGGGCUUAUUGUCCAGAUCGACCACCCUGCGGUCCGGUCAACAGUCAAGGCGGCGUUCGUCAGCAAGUAGCCGGAGCUAUUCCUCAGUCGUCGACGCUUCAUCAAACCCAGUCCCUGAUGGCAGAAAAUCAGCCACCAAACAGGAAUAAGGUUUAUGACGUCGAUGGACAACAGUUCAAAAGUGCUGGGUGUUGGCGUGACACUUGGAGUCGCGCUAUCCCUCUACUGGAAGGAAAGUCCGCGUUCUUGAAAGAGCCUGACUACAAGACAAGGAGCAACGCUCUUAUGAAGUGCGCCAAAGCAGCCAAGUCACUGGGCCUCAGAAUGUUCGCUGUUCAAAAUGGUGGUCAGUGCUUCGGCGCCAAGGGUGCUGAAAAGACAUAUAUGAAAUAUGGCAGGAGCGUUACUUGCCGCGCCGAUGGCGAAGGUGGUCCUUGGGGAAAUGAAGUUUACAAUUUCCUUCCCAUGGCACAGAAGGACAGCACUGAAUCCGGAAAGCCCAAGAAUAACGUCACUAUUGCAGAGCAAAGUGAUGUUAUUACGGAGCCAGUGGUUUCAGACCAGUCACCAAAGGUUGAGUCAGUUGUCCCGGUAGACUUAGCCAUCGGCAAGCAUGCAUCAGUUGCUGUCAGUGACACUGGUAGGCAAAGUCAUGCUCAAGGUGCAACAGUCUCRAUUGAUGUUCAACARGCUAAAGACUCCCUGGAACCAGCAAAGGAAGAAAGACCUUCUAACGCUACCUCAAUUGAUCCAAUUGAACCGUCCAAUGACACUCAAGCUGAAGAAGCUAAGUUUCAUGUCGACGCUGCAUCUUCUUCAGAAGAAAAUUCUACCAUCGACCACGAAGAAACAACAGCAAAUUCUAACGUCGGCCAGAAGGAAAACGCUACCAUCGAUCACGAGGUAAAGCCAGAACAUACAGUUUUCGAGCAUAUACGAAAGGAAAAUAAAAAGGAGUCAUCUGAAGACGACAUCAGUGAAAUUGCUUUAGAGCCACAAGAAAGCGCAAGCAUUAAGUCCAUCGACCCUGUUGUUACAAAAACAGUCAAUGCUAGCAGCAGCAAGAGACACGAUUUGGGUGGUCACACUGAAGAUGUAGAGCAAGACCUAGCUGCUUUAAAAGGUGCACCUAUAGAUUCAAACUCCAAUGCUCCUCCUGUUAAAGAAGCCCCAAGCACGCACAAAAUACAUCACGACAAAGCAAUUGACGCUAUAGAUAGCAUUGAACAAAAAGCACAGAGGACUGCAGCAAGUCAGGCUAAACUACCAGGUCCAGGACUGAAUGAAAUACCAGAGCAGUCUCAUCAUGACUUAAGCAGCGACAACUCAGAGAUACCAGAUCGACUGGAUACCAGCCCCAUGCGGCCCCGACCUCUUAUCUUAAAACCAAAGCCGUUGAUUGUUCGUCCAAAGUCUCCAUUUUGUCCACCUUGCCCAACAGCAAAGCCAACAGCCCCUGCAGCAUGCAGAGCUCCAUUAGAUAUUAUUUUCCUUGUGGAUGGCUCAAGAAGCAUAGAACGUCAUGGUGUUGGCAAUUUCCGCAGAGAGAUUGCCAUGGUGCRUCACAUCACUGCUGGUUUUCUGGUAUCAAGGACAUAUACCAGAGUUGGCUUGAUUGUCUUUGGUACCUAUGCCAGGACCAUUUUUGGMCUGAAUAGCUAUAAAAAUAAUGGUGGAUUAUUCAAUGCAUUGGGAAAAUAUAUUAAAAAUCCACAAUCUGGAUCAAGAGCUGGUAGAGCACUAUAUGCAGCUAACAGAAUCUUCUCAAGGAAUCGUCGUAGAAGCAGAAGUACCAGAGUAGUGGUUCUUUUGACAGAUGGUCCAUCAGAGGAUGAUGUAUCCAGACCAUCCAGAUACCUAAAAGCCAAAGGUGUCAAGAUCUUUGCUCUUGGUAUUGGCCGUUACAUUAAUGGCAAACAGCUGGAUACAAUUGCUUCUCUUCCACGUAGGACACAUAUUUUUACAGCUGACUGGCGUCAUUUACAAUUAAUUGUAAACCCAAUAAGAGAUGCUGUAUGCCUUGGAAGUGGAGGAGCUUUGAUUCCUGCAUCACAUAAGAUAUGCUUGUGUCCAAUAACAGGGCCAACAAUCAAGCCUCCAAUUACAAUACCUACAAAAAGGCCAGUCUUCCCACGUGUGUUGGCCAUCUAUCCUCUUAGUAAGAAAACAAAUGGUAAAGACAUAACCUACCCAACUAACCCUCCUGGUGUCCCACGGAAUGUACGACCCGCACCAGGCCCUGAUGGUCUACCAGAUGGAUCCAUGUUCUUUUAUGGAAGACGUAGUAGCUACAUCGAGUUCCCAAACCAUGGUAGAUUGGAUGCUACAUACUCUAUAACAAUCAUCGCUUGGAUCUAUCCCCAGGGAUCUGGACCCAUCUUCCAUUAUAGCCCACGAGGUGUUCGAUUUUGGGUCAUUGGCCGCGAUCGUCUACAGGUCACAUUUGUAGAUCGCAAUGGCCGUUCUACGACCCCUUUGGUUGCACGGGUACUCAUUCCUAAUCGAUGGAAUUACGUUGCAGCAUCGUAUGAUCACAGGACUGGGCUUGGAACGAUUUGGAAAAGCUCCGUCCCAGUGUUUUCAAGUAAUGUAGGGAGAAUCCGUUUGGCAACUAAUCGUCCCGUCAGGAUGGGAGCGUUGAAACAUGACAUGAGGUAUUACCGUGGACGAAUCUCAUGUGUGCAGGUUUACAGCGUUGCAUUGAAAGGACCAGAAAUCCGAGCUGUCAAAAAGAUUUGCUUUCGAUACAGACCUACUGGUAAGCCUACAACUAGGCCACCAACUGUGCGACUUCCACCUGCCGUGGCGUUCUAUCCUCUUACUUCUUCAUAUCGUGGUAUCGAUGUUAGCAGAAGCAAAAAUCCACCUGGUAUCCUUGGUAACGUGAGACCAGCACCUGGUCCAAAUGGUAGACCCGGACACUCCUACCGCUUCUAUGGUAAUUGGAGAAGUUACAUCCAUUUCCCAAAUCAAGGAAAAUUGGACACCAGAAGAUCCAUCACUAUGUGUGCUUGGGUCAAUCCCGAAGGCUCAACUGGACCUAUUUUCAACUACAUCCCAAAAGGAUUUGGCGUUCAUCUUUGGGUUAUCCGGUCAGACACUCUCUUUGCACGUUUUGUGACACGUCGACGACGGAAUACCGCUGGCUUAGUCAGUAAAAAACUUCGACCCAAAGCGUGGAACUUCGUGUGCGCCUCGUAUAGCUAUAGCACGGGUGUUGGUAAACUGUUCGUUGAUGCUGUUCAGGUUUACAAGAAGAGAAUUGGAAGAUUUUACCUGUCGACCAAUGCUCCAGCACGAAUGGGAGUGCGUAUUGGCGAUAGGAGGUACUUCCGUGGACGAGUUAGUUGUAUGCAGGUUUAUGACAAGGAUUUGAAUGUAGCGCAGAUAAGACUAGCAAGAAGACUUUGCUUCAAAGCUUGGCCUACUCCUGGACCAACUGCAGGACCAACUAGGAUUUAUCCUACUCCUCCUGCCAAUGGAAUAUACCCACUCAAUGGAAUUGUCAAAGGACGCGACUUCGGUCGCUAUAAAAACCCCAACGCUCGUAUCUACAACGCCGAAUCAACAUCCGGUCCCGACAACCUUCCCGCGGGAUCAUUCAAAGUUCGCGGGCUUCCAAAUAGUUACAUCAAGUUUGUCGGUAAACUUGAUACGGUUAGCGCAAUAACAGUUACGUUCUGGUUAAAACCCGAGAGCAGUGGUCCUGUCCUGGUAUACAAAAAUGACGGAUCUGGCUUCGGAAUUCAGAUGCUUUCUAGCAAUACCAUCAACGUUAACUUUGUAUCUCGAAGGCGUAAAAUAAUUAAGAGGUUGAUUUCUCGUCGUGUUCGACCUAAGCAAUGGAAUUACAUGGCCGUGACGUAUAGCCGACGGAAUGGUUAUGGAACCAUUUGGCAAGAUUCUACACCUAUAGCCCAGAAAUACCUUGGAAAGUUCGAUCUGGCCACAGACAGAGUUGCGUACACGGGCAGAAGACCUAGGAGUAAUACGUACUUCCGUGGUAGCAUUGCCUGUCUCCAUAUCUAUAACGUUCCCUUGAAUGGUUAUCAGCUACAAUCAUUAAAGCGAUACUGCUAUAGAGCCAGACCAACAGGAAAGCCAACGCCAAUACGUCUUCCAGCAGUCCUGGCCAUAUACCCACUCGACAGUAAACAUGGUGGACGCGACACCAGUGGACGUCGCAGCCCAACAGGUCGAUUCAAGAACAUCGGCUAUGCAGUAGGUCCUUUUGGCUGGCCCCAAACGUCUAUCAGACUGACAGGUUCAAGGACAAGUUAUGUUGAAUUCCCCAAUUACGGCAAACUUGACGCUCGCAAGUCAAUUACUAUUUUGGCUUGGAUCUUCCAUAGCGGACGAAGAGGUCCCAUUUUGAUCUAUAAUCCAGGACCCCGCUGGGGGCUGCACUUUUUCAUGACAUCACGAAGGACCAUCUUCUUACGAUUUGUCCGUCGAAAUGGUGCAAUGACGACCCCUCUCGUGGGAUACAAUAGAGUUCCCUUUAGAGCUUGGACCUACGUUGGGGGAACGUACAAUCACAACACUGGYUGGGCAAAACUCUUGGUCAACGGAAAAGUCAUUGUGCGUAAAAAUAUCGGAAGAAUCACUUUGGCAACCAGAAGACCAAUCAGAAUCGGAGCUAAAAUCGGUGACGGUCGGUACUUCCGUGGACGAGUGGCCUGUGUACAAAUCUACAGCGUUGCCUUGAAUAGCUAUCAAAUUAGUAAAGCCAGGAAGACUUGUUUCUUAGGAUCUCCACCUGGACCUGUAACUCCUACCACUCGCCCAACAGGACCAUCAGCUGUGUGUAAAUCGCGUCUUGAUCUUGCUUUCCUUAUCGAUGGAUCAGGAAGUAUCGAGCGAUCCGGUCGUGGCAACUUUGCACGUAUCUUAAAGUUUGUAACGGAAAUGGUUAAACGGCUUCCUAUCGGACGUAGAAAGACACGCAUUGCUGUCGGACUGUACUCUACUCGAGCAUACCUGAUCUUCGGUUUUAACCGAUAUAAUGGAGUGACAUCUGUUUUGAGCGCAGUGCGUAGAAUCAGAUACCCAAGUGGUGGGACGAGAAUAGGAAGGGCGUUGUCCUUCGCAUACAGGCGAAUCUUCAAUGGCCGUUUAAUUAGAGGAAGAAAGAGAGUGCUUAUUGUGAUUACCGAUGGAAUCUCACAAGACAGAGUUGCCAGACCUGCCAGAAAUCUGAAAGUUUAUAAGAAAGUCGAGAUAUUUGUAGUUGGUAUUGGACGUAGGUUGAGAAUCCGUGAGCUUCGCCAGAUUGCUACUGAUAACAAACACGUGAUUCUGUCAGCCUUCCGCCAGCUUCAGCGUAUCGUGAAUUCAAUGAAGAAAAAAGUGUGCUUUCCAAGACCACCAGGUCCCACAACAAGGCCACCAGUUAAAGAGCCAAAGGCCCUGAUCAUUUAUCCACUGGAUAGGAAACGUAGAUCACGAGACAUAAGCAAAAGCAGAAACCCCAAUGCAAGAAGAAUUGGUGUGUACUUUGCAACAGGUCCCGAUGGACGYCGGGAUGGCUCAACUCGCUUCACUGGUAGUAGUCGUAGCUACGUACAGAUCCCGUACACUAGGAAAAUUGAUGCCAAAAACUCAAUUACUAUUUUGGCUUGGGUCUAUCAUACUGGCAAAAGUGGACCGAUUGUUCAGUACAAAAUAAGGCACUUUGGUGUCCACCUGUGGAUGGUCGGACCAAGGRCUUUGUUCGUACGUUUUGUAACCCGACGAGGAAGAAUGACAACACCCGUUUCCUCGCGAAGUGUUCAUUACAAAGCCUGGAACUACGUUGGUKCAACGUAUAAUCAAAGAACAGGCGUUGCUAAGCUCUAUGUCAACAACAGACUAGUUGCCUCGCGGAGAAUUGGAAAAAUCAAACUGUCAACAAACCAUCCAAUUAGAAUUGGUGCCAUUAAUGGGGACCGACGACGCUUCAAAGGACGCGUCUUUUGUGUUCAAGUUUACGGUGAUCCAUUGUCUCGCGCACAAAUCGCAAGUGUCUCAAAGAAAUGCUUCUUAAAAGUUCCUGAUCCAACACCCAGACCAACUACCAAAAAACCAUCGACCCGCCCUACAAAACGUCCUGUCGUUUGCAGACGKCGCAUUGAUAUUGGCUUCGUUGUUGAUGUAUCGUAUAGUGUUGGUCAAAAGAACAUUGCAUAUGUGCGCACAUUCGUGAAGGAAAUGGCCAGACGUUUCCAUAUCUCUAGGCGCACAACACGUGUCGGUGUUAUAAUGUACACUUCAAGUCCAAGACUCUUGCUUCGUCUAUCCACAUGGGGAGGCAACGUCGUAAGAAUACUGCCAAAAAUUAGACUUCUUGGUGGACGAAGGUAYACUGGUCGUGCCCUUCAUUAUGCCAAGAAUGUGCUCUUCAGAGGUCAGCCAGAGUGUGCAAGGAAGAGAGUAUUGGUCGUUCUCACAAGUGGUUAUUCAGUGGACAAUGUCGUUUCUCCAUCAAGAGCCUUAAAUGCAAAAGGAGUUGAGAUAUUCGCAGUGAUGACCAACUAUAGAACUAUGCACCAAUUCAAACCCGUUCUAAUUACAAAACAACAUGGCAUCGUCGUUUCCUACAGAGCUUCGAUCACCAUUGUAACUCGCUUGGCCUACAAAAUAUGCUAUACCCCUAAAGUGAUUGUUAGACGAGGGGCUGUUGCUUGGUAUAAAUUCACAAGUGCGGCUGUAUCUCGUGAUUCUAGUCGCAACAAGAAUCCCGCGGCCCAGUUAGUUGGUGUUAGAUUUACCUAUGGUCCUGACAGACAUCCAAAAGGCUCGAUACAGUUCAGUGGUCGUAGAAACAGCUAUGUGUAUAUUCAAAACCGCGGCUGUCUCGACACUCGAUAUUCUUUCACCUUCAUUGCAUGGGUGUAUUGYGAUAGUCCAGGUCCCAUCUUCCACUACAAUCCAGGCGGUUGGGCUUUCCAUAUAUGGAUGACUAGAAGAGAUGAGUUGUUUGUGCGAUUUGUUGGGCGUAGAGGUAAACCUAGUCCAUACCUUAUGAAAAGAGGAUUUAAACCAAGAAACUGGAACUACGUGGCUGUGACGUUUGAUCAUAAAAAUGGAAGGGCAACGUUGUAUCGGGACUCUAUUCCAAUAUUAAGUAGAAAGAUUGGYCGAUUCCCUCAAGGUCUCGCUACGAACUAUCCAAUAGUGAUUGGUGCCAAGCGCGGUGAUCGUCGAUAUUUCCGUGGACGCAUCUCUUGUCUUCAAGUGUUUCGCAGAGCACUGACUCGACGUGAAAUAAGAAUAAGAAUGAAGUCUUGCUUCAGAUCUCCACCACCUCCCAAAGUUUGCAAUCGUAAAAUCGAUGUGGUAUUCCUUAUUGAUGUAUCGUCUGGAACUGGCCGACGCAAUAUUCGACACAUUCGCCUGUUUGUUAAAGAYAUGGUUCGGCGCUUUGUUGUAGCACAGCAUAGAGUACGUAUUGGUAUCACAAUCUACUCUUCGCGACAACGACGAGUGAUUAGCCUGACCCAAGUACGUGGACGUUACAGUGUCUACCGUGUGUUGAAGAGAAUCACAUACAKGGGAGGUAGACGAUACACCGGAAGAGCUCUCUCAUACACCAAGAGAUACUUGUUUACAGGGAAACCAAACUGCGGAAGAAGAAGGGUUCUGGUACUUCUCAGUAGUGGAGUAUCGGUUGACAGGGUUUWCAAACCUGGUAGGGGCUUAMUGGCAAUUGGUGUCAGAAUAUUUGUUGUAACCAGCACAAGAAGCUCUCUUCGUCAGUUAGGAGCAAUAACAACCUCAAUCCAGCAUGUGUUGGUGUCUGCGUACAAUAACUURGUUGGUGUAGCAGACCGCCUCAGUCAAAAGAUCUGCGUUUCUCCUCGAGUUAUUGUGAGACGUGGAGCUGUUGCUCUGUUCAAACUAAGUAGUGGAUCUAAAGGAAAGGACUCWAGUAGAAACAAGAACCCAUCUGCUAAGUUGGUCGGCGUUCGGUUCACUCGUGGUCCAGACGGCCGUAAAAAGAGCGCUUUGUACUUCAGAGGGAGUCGACAUAGCUAUGUGUACAUUCCUAACGGCGGUUGUUUGGAUACUCAAUCGUCCAUUACCUUCAUUGCAUGGGUUUAUCCUGAGAAAGAUGGUCCAAUCUUCCAUUACAAACCAGGAGGUUGGGGCUUCCAUAUCUGGGCGCUUGGAAGAGGAAAUSAAUUGUUUGCACGAUUUGUGGGACGCAGAGGUAAACGCAGCCCAUACCUUAAAAAGAGAGGACUUAAAAAAGGACAAUGGAACUWCAUUACCGUUACUUAUAAUCAYAGAACUGGAUGGGCAAUACUUUGGUUGUACUCUCGUCCAAUAUUGCGCAAAUAUAUCGGUCGAUUUACAUUGGGUCUUGCUACGAACUAUCCAGUAGUGAUAGGUGCCAAGCCUGGUGAUCGUCGAUAUUUCCGUGGACGCAUUGCUUGUGUUCAACUAUUUGGGUAUGCAAUGAAUGCACGUCAAAUUAGGAUGCGAAUGAAGAGAUGCUUUAAAGUGCCACCGCCUCCAACUCCUAAACCACCACCGCCAAAAGUAUGCAAGCGUCGUAUAUACAUCGGUUUCCUUAUCGAUGUUUCUACUGGUGUUGGAUCCCGUAACAUCGUUCACAUACGUCGGUUUGUUCGAGAAAUGACAAGACGAUUCCGAGUUGGUAUUCGCUAUGCACGUAUAGCUGUUGUCAUUUACUCUUCAACUCAAAGAAGACUGAUAUCAUUCCGCCAGUCGRYAAGACGAGCAAACGUUUAUGGUGUUCUGCGCAGAAUCAAUAUUCGACGUGGCAGACGAUACCUUGGACGCGCUCUUCGUUACACUCGGAAAUAUGUGUUUACUGGAAAACCAAGAUGUGGUCAAAAGAGAGUCUUAAUUGUACUGACAAGCGGUGURUCAGUGGACAGUGUUGUCAGACCAUCCAAAGACUUGAUUACCGUUGGUGUUCAGAUCUUCGGUGUUGUAACAUCAACAUCCAUCGUAAGGCAGAUUCGGCAAAUGACAAUCACGUCUAUCUCUAUAGUCUCGUAUAGGUCGUUGCCUUCUGUUUUGAACCCAUUGAGUUUAAAGAUAUGCAACAUACCACGAGGUCCUGUCUACAAGGGAGCAGUUGCCUUGUACCCAUUUAAUCGUCAAUCCAAGAGAAAAGACWUCAGCCGAAACAAAAAUCCUCCAGCAAUUUUUUCUGGAAUUAGUUUUGCACGUGGUCCAGAUAAUCACCCAAAAAGUGCCAUUCAAUUUUCCGGAAGAAGCAACAGCUACGUCAAGAUCCCCAAUUCUGGUUGUUUAGAUACAGAGAAUUCUAUAACAAUCAUGAUGUGGGUGUAUCCAGAAAGAGCAGGUCCUCUCUUUCAUUACAAUCCAAGAGGAUUUGCAGUCCAUUUCUGGUUGACACGAGUCAACAAGCUAUUUGUUCGAUUUGUCGGACGCAAGAGGAAGAACGUUCAUCACGUAGAAAGCAGUUCGAUUAUCCCUAAGCAAUGGAAUUUUGUAACUUGUACUUACAAUGGACGUAAUGGACUAGCAACAUUGUGGCGAAGUGCUGUCCCCGUAGCACAGCGAAACGUUGGAAAACUAAGAUUUGGUUUGGACACCAACCAUCCUGUUGUGAUUGGUGCGAAACCUGGUGAUAGACGGCGUUUCAGAGGACGGAUUUCAUGUGUGCAGGUUUUCAGAUGGGCCAUGAAUCGUGCUCAAAUCAAAGCAAGGAUGUCGGCGUGCUGGCUCAAGCCUGUAACACCUAAAACAGUUCCAACAAAGAAKCCAGGUAUGGUUUGAUGUGUACUUGUACUUGCCUAUUUACAAAUUGACGUGAUAAGGUUACAUUAGGGAAGGUUACGUGUAAUGAGAAAAGCUGUUCUUAAGUACGAAUAGAUCAUUCAAUCAUGUUUUUACAGUUAAUUUAAUGUUUAAGAUGCUUGAAUGAAUUGGGAUCAAGUGUUCUGUUGAUGUAAGUCACCGAAUGCUCAACACUGUAUACAAAACACUGGA
Exaiptasia diaphana is the source of this 10424-nucleotide messenger RNA. RefSeq lists its product as uncharacterized. Lineage: Eukaryota; Metazoa; Cnidaria; Anthozoa; Actiniaria; Aiptasiidae. The record is from RefSeq and is a predicted model, not a curated record. The transcript has 36 exons. The coding region runs from base 285 to 10211 and encodes 3308 amino acids.